Molecule: messenger RNA, 284 nt
Organism: Paramecium octaurelia
Lineage: Eukaryota; Ciliophora; Oligohymenophorea; Peniculida; Parameciidae
Source: the annotation of a GenBank genome assembly
AUGUAAAGAUCAAUUGGUUAUAUAAAGAAUAGAACCAAAGAAUUGUAAUUGAAGAAAUAAAAAUACAAAUCUCCAGAUCUAUAUAGUAGUCGAAGAAUAUACAAACUGCCUCCUAAAUGGGUGGACAAAAUGGAAGAAACUAGAGACACUAUUCAAAAAGUUGGGAUUCUAAAUUAAGAGAUUGAGAAGUUAAAGACAUCAAAGGAUGUUGGACCUAAAGCUUAAUUCAAUGAAUAAGUAGUACAAGGAAAACUUGAUUAAGCAUUACAGGUUUAAUUCUGAGU